Molecule: messenger RNA, 2712 nt
Organism: Dendrobium catenatum
Lineage: Eukaryota; Viridiplantae; Streptophyta; Magnoliopsida; Asparagales; Orchidaceae
Product: probable receptor-like protein kinase At1g49730
Exons: 9
Coding region: 37-2217 (726 amino acids)
Biological process (GO): protein phosphorylation
Molecular function (GO): protein kinase activity; ATP binding
Source: RefSeq, a predicted model, not a curated record
ACGUGCUGCGACAGCUGGUGGUUAUUGCGCGUGGUAAUGCACGUGCGACGCCCAGUUGAGAGUGAGCAGAACCUGAUUCCUCUUGCCUCUCCACGCUUGAGAGCAGCUAGCGAGAGUGUUAAAAAGAAGGCGGAGGGGCCUCUUCUCUAUCUAUCCCUCUCAUUCUCUCUCUUCGUGGCUGUCAUGCCGGUGCCUGCUCUUAUCUUGGUAGUUUUGGCGGCGGUUGCGUCGUUUCUUGAGUCCAGCCGGCUACUGGUGGUCGCCGAUGAUUGUCCUCUCGAUAUGACUUGGUCCAACUUUACAUGGGCAGCAUCUGCAUGUUCAAGUCAAAAUGAAAGAGCAAAAUGUUGUCGCUAUCUUAAUGCUUUUGUUACUGUUUCUGUGGCUCGUUAUGCAAAUACAACAGGCAAUUUCGGGGUGCCAUCAGCAUUAAAUGAUGUCUGCCUCAACUAUGUAACACAAACAUUUCUAUCAUAUGGGAUUCCUCACAAUGCCACCUUGUUCUGUGGAAUAGGGCCCAAAAUUCAUGUCUCUUAUCAGUGCCAGGGGAUAACAAGUGGAUCAGAAUUUCUACAGACUCCUAAUUUUGAAGAUGUCAUCCGAAACUGCAAGAUGCCACUUUCGAUAGAAAAUAGCUGCAGGAGAUGCGUAAACUCUAGUAUUAUUUUCCUUCACCAUCUUAUUGGAGCACUGGAUAAUGUUACCUUAAAUACCUGCCGUGAUGCGGCUUUUGUUGCACUUGCAAACCAAGGUGAUAAUGCUUCGGCUAUUGAUCUUGCAAGCUGCUUCUUUAGUAUCAAAGAGCUUCAAAUCCUACCAGUGAUUGCUCCCCAGCCAUCAUCUCAACAAAUUUCACCUGCACUAGCUCCAACUAUAGUGUCGGCAGAAGCUCCUCAGCAGCUAACUGGUUUCCCUAUUAAGCAGCAUCGUCGUGGUACUUUACGGCUAGCAUUGUUUCCAGGAAUUGGCAUCAUGGUCACCAGUCUUGCAAUUGUGCUAGUCAUUAUUUUGAUACUACUUAUUCGUAAGAAGAGCGGGGAACUAAAAUCUGCAGAAACCACACACUCAAAAACAUGUGAUGUGUUCCAUCAAUCACACCUUCGCAAAUAUCAGGAAGGUUCAUCAAUCAUUUGUCAAAGAUUCAGAUACAACGAAAUAAAGAAAGCAACAAACAAUUUCAGCAAUAUUAUAGGAAGAGGUGGAUUUGGGACAGUCUACAAAGCACAAUUUGCUUAUGGCACUAGUGCUGCUGUGAAGCGGAUGAACCCUGUUGCAGAACACCACAAGCGUGUUUUUUGUCGAGAAAUGGAACUUCAUAGCCGACUGCAUCACCGGCAUCUUGUUGCUUUCAGAGGUUUCUGUGUUGAAAGAUGUGAGAGGUUCUUGGUAUAUGAAUACAUGGAAAAUGGAAGCUUGAAGGACUAUUUACACUCAUCUGAGAAAACUCCAUUGACUUGGGAGAUCAGAAUUCAAAUUGCCAUUGAUGUUGCCAAUGCUCUGGAGUAUCUUCAUUUCUACUGUGACCCGCCGCUGUGCCACAGGGAUAUAAAGUCGAGCAACAUUCUCUUGGAUAAAAAUUUCCUUGCAAAGGUUGCUGAUUUUGGUCUUGCACAUGCAUCAACAAGGGAUGAAAGUGUUACUGCAUCAGUGAAGUUGUACAUUCAUGGCACUCCAGGGUACGUAGAUCCUGAGUACGUGGUGACACGGCAACUCACUGAGAAGAGCGAUGUAUACAGCUACGGCAUGCUACUUUUAGAACUAGUGACUGGGAGGCAUGCAAUACAAGACAAUCGUAAUCUGAUUGAAUGGUCCCAACAAUUCAUUGAAACCAACUCAAAACUAUUUGGUCUGGUGGAUCCUAAGCUUGGGAAUUCAUUUGAUGAGGAGCAGCUUCAGGUAGUAAUUCGGAUUGCAAAAUGGUGCACACACAGAGAAGGCAGUGCAAGGCCUUCUAUGAAGCAGGUGCUGAAACUUCUAUAUGAAAGCUUGAGCCCAAUUCAUGGAGGACUUGUUGAGGCCAUGGAAGAUGAAGGCAGAUUCAGUGUCAGAAAGUCUGGAAAAGGUAUCAACGAAGAAGAUGAAGUUGUUCCUUACAGUGAUGAUGGUGGAAUAUGUCUUCAAUCUUCUUCAAGUACUACAACAAGAUCAUUUUGCAGUCGAAGUGUUCUAUUUGACUGUGGUUCGCCACAAUCUCCUUCAGGCAUCACCUCUACUUGAUUUCUAUUGCUUCUUUCUGUUUAUAGUUUUGUUUUCUCGCAGACUGACUUGGUUCAGUUUGUUUGAAAGAUUUAGGGUUUCAGAUUUUUUGGGAGGAUUUAUGUGAGUACUAGAAAAUUUUUAUGUAUUUAGAUAUCUAACAUUUAAAUCUUUAUAUUUAUUUAUAUAUCGUUUUAGCAUCUAUGUUGUGUAAAAUUAUAUGGAUGAAAAUAUGUGUUUUACUUUAAUUAAGUUAAUACUAGUGAUACUUUGAUGUUUUUUAGAAAUUUGAGUGUUAUAUUAGUAAAUAUAAAAAUGAAGAUGUUAAAUAUAUAAAUACAUAAAAGUUAUGGUAUAUAUGUAAUUCCUCCCUUUUUUUAAUGAUUUUGAUUUUUUUUUUAAUUUUUAUGUGGAUAUAAGUGUUGCAAUGAACAUUGCUGAGACAUUGCAUACAGUUUCUUCCAACAAUUUUGAUGUUGUAAUGAUUUGAUGAGAAUUGAACUCAAUUGUUAUGUA